Messenger RNA from Lampris incognitus (smalleye Pacific opah), 1999 nucleotides. RefSeq names its product V-set immunoregulatory receptor (gene vsir). The transcript is spliced from 4 exons. Gene Ontology annotation, cellular component: plasma membrane. Gene Ontology annotation, biological process: regulation of immune response; positive regulation of regulatory T cell differentiation; negative regulation of CD4-positive, alpha-beta T cell proliferation. The record is from RefSeq and is a predicted model, not a curated record. The coding region runs from base 118 to 432 and encodes 104 amino acids. Lineage: Eukaryota; Metazoa; Chordata; Actinopteri; Lampriformes; Lampridae.
CUUAGUGACACAUGUCCAACAGAUUGACAGACUGCUUAUUAGGCAAAUGUAACUCAUGAUCUUUCACUUGCAUCUCCAGGUUCUGUGUCAGCGGUGCUGGCUACAGUAGCCUGCAUCAUGGCUUUCCUUUCUCUGUUUCUUAUACUGGUGCUGGUGUACAAACAGAGACAAAACACGCAGUCUAGCAGACGUGCACAUGAGCUGGUGAGAAUGGAUAGUGAGGCUCAGGGCCAUGAGAACCCUGUGUUCCUGGGAGGUUCCCCACAGACCAAGACCCGCACUGUGUCUCAGAUCAUGGCCAGGCAGUCCUCGGAGACAGGACAUCACUUGCUGUCUGAUCCAGGAACACCUGUUUCUCCCGUCGGACUUGGGGACGUCUUCUUUCCAGUACAGGAUCCCAUCCCUGAGUCGCCAGACUUCUUACAAGUUUAGAGAGGGAAGGAUCUCCUUCAUCUUUCACUACCCUUGACCUGGAAACCAUCCGGUGGUUUUCUCCUUUAUCUCUCUUUCAUCAGAGCUAUGGCGCCCUUAUGGCCCGUCUCUCAACUCUGCUGGUAGAGCUCUUUGUGCACUGUCUGGACCUCAGGAGCGAAAGAACUGUUUUUUUUUUUUUUUUUUCCUCAGUCCAAAAGUAAUUCCACCUGCAACAACAGCUGGAGGGCACUGGAGGAACCUUUGCUUCUGAGCACUUGUGUUGUGGCAGGGGGCGGGAAAUGUGUGUGACGCACCGUCUGACUACUGAUGACGGCUCCUGCAACAACAGGUGCCCUGGUCUCUGGGUGUGAUGGGGCCCCCCGCUGCUUGGGAUGUCACUAGUGUUAGGAGGGUGGGGGUCCGUCUGUCUGUGUGCACACGGCUGUGCAUGUUUUGGGGGGGGGGCAUGAAGCAGCUCCUGGAACCAGUCAAUGUCAUCCAUUACAAUUUCUGUCCUUGUAUUAAAGGGAUUUGGCUAUUGGAUUCCAGAACAUUCUCCUUGUUAAUCAAGCCUCGGUGUAUUUGGGCAAAUUGACCCAAAGCACCUGUUUGCAAAUGGCAUUAUCCUGAUCCACUAUAUAAUUUCCCAGGGCUUCAGUUUCCUUAUUCCCCCCCUGUCUUUGCUACCUCAGUUACUGUUAGCUCUGUUAAAGUAACCCCCGCUCCCCACCGUACAUACCCGUACAGGCUAAACCCAGCACUUAAAAAUGGCAGUGAUUACAUUCAUACAAUGCUGAAAGUACUAACAGGUGUUAAAUAAAUAAGUACAUUUUACAAGUUCACGCAUGGUGCUUGAGAAUAGAAGUGCAUAGUCCAGUCUUUAGAGUAGAAUUAUAGAUAAUCUGUAAUAUAACGCUUCAUCACUGCCACAAAGUCCAAUUUUGCUUUGGAUAUGUUUUCGUUUUUCUAAUGGAAUUUUCUUUUUCCUUUCAGACAUUCUCUGGUUUGUACACAAGUUUGAAGUAAGACGUUAUAUCUGGUGUUAUGAUAUUGAGCAAAUGUAACUUUGACAGGUAUACAGCAUCUCCUGUAGUGGUUUACAUCCCAUUUUACACGCUAAGGUGGGAUGUAAAUUCUGCAAUGCAAGAGAUUUCCUCCGCAGACAGGGAAACGGGUUUGAAAUGUUUUUGGCCGGAGACAGCUACAUCAACGAGGGCCACAAAACAAGACAGGCAGAGUGUUCCCCAAGUCACCAUCAUUUAUACCGUGUGUGAUCGUGUGAAACGACUGUUGUUAUUUUUAUUAUUGUUUGUUUUGAUACCGAGUGAACUUUGUAGCAAAUGUUGAAAGUAAAUAUCUCAGGACCUGCUUGUAUGUCUGUUUUCUUUUGUCUUUUCGUGUGUGUGUGUGUGUGUAUACAGUGUGUGUAUACAGUGUGUGUGUACAGAUGUUUUGUUCUGUUAAAAAGCUUUUCAUUGACACAGCAACGCUGUGGAAGUGUUAGUCCUGUACAGUCUUUGAAUAUCUAUGUGAAAUAGUCCUUGUUCUGGUUUUAAAUAAUAAAGUGGAGCUCUUAUAUCUUCGA